Molecule: messenger RNA, 813 nt
Organism: Symbiodinium pilosum
Lineage: Eukaryota; Dinophyceae; Suessiales; Symbiodiniaceae
Source: the annotation of a GenBank genome assembly
AUGGCUUCGAAAGACCCAGAUCAGAUGACGUUGUGGUCGCAGUUGCUGGAGGAUGGCUCCGUCCCUCUAGUGAAGAUCCUGACCUUGGGUGACAUGACUGGCGAGUUUCAGUUCAGUCACCUGAGCUUUCAGGAGGCGCUUUUCGUCCGAGCAUUAGCGCGCUCAGGCAGGCCCUUUCCGUCCUUCUGGGGCUCCGAUUCGGCGCUGAACACCAGCCUGAACGAUGCCUUUUACCGGAACACCUUUGUGAUUGGCCGCGGUUUCCUGGGCGAAGCCCUUGCUUCAAAGCGACCCGCCCUGAGUUUCGACUGCCAGCCUCGACUAUCUGAGCUUGGCCGGGAAGGCUUCCGGAACUUGGCCGCUGGCACUUGCUCGCUUCGGAGGCUGAACCUGGCAAACGUGAACCUGGGAGAUGGCCAGGAGGUAGAGGCGCUCGUUGCUGCUGUGCCAGGGCUUCCUCAGCUGGAGGAGUUGGUCCUGACCCGGUGCAGGCUUUCGGCUGUGAAGCCCAUGGCCAGACUGUUGAGAUCCUGUCCUUUACGCCUCCUCGACCUGGAAGGCAACCGACAUUUUCUGAAGACUUCUGCGGAUGCGUCGGAGCUGCAGCAGGAAGUUGGAGCAGAGGGUCUCGGGCAACUGGAGAUGUUGAGCCUACGAUGGUGCCACAUACCACCUGCCGCUGGAGCCUCUGUGAAAGAGUUCUUGAAGCUUUGCUGCCCGGCUCUUCAACACCUGGACCUGCAGGGCAAUCGUGGCUUGCCCAGGGCUUUGCUUGAGGACGCGUUUCCAUCCUCCUGCCUGUACGGUUGCUAA